This is a messenger RNA of Formica exsecta, 2103 nucleotides long. RefSeq names its product calcium load-activated calcium channel. Gene Ontology annotation, biological process: endoplasmic reticulum calcium ion homeostasis. Gene Ontology annotation, molecular function: calcium channel activity. Lineage: Eukaryota; Metazoa; Arthropoda; Insecta; Hymenoptera; Formicidae. The record is from RefSeq and is a predicted model, not a curated record. Gene Ontology annotation, cellular component: cytoplasm; endoplasmic reticulum; endoplasmic reticulum membrane. Bases 498 to 1049 code for a protein of 183 amino acids. The transcript has 4 exons.
ACAAAUGUGAGAGCUUCUCUUUGGUGAGAGGAACGGAAGAGUAGCGAAAAGAAUCCUCUUUCCUCAGUUUAAAGAAAAACUUGACUACCCUGAAAUAAAAAAAAAAUUUAGAAUAUAGAUUUUUAGAAUAAAAGAAAUUGCACGCGAAUGUAAUGUAUGUGAAAAGCAAGCUUACGAGCAUUUUGAAGUGGAGAAUAAAAGAACAAACCUGUACCGUAUAUAGUAUGUACAUCUCCCUUAAAAAAAAAAAUAAAUAAAUAAAUAAAAGGAAGGUUGUGUGUAUGUGAAUUUUUCAUUAUAUAUAUACAAUAUUCCGAAUUGACACGUGCGUAAUAUCACCGUGUAGUGUCUAAUAGUUACUAUAAUUUGACACUUUACUUUUUAUGUAUUACACUGAGCUUUUAAUGACUUGUAAGGUUUGAUAAAGUAGUGAUCAUUCAUACAUGAUUAUUGAAUACAUAAACUAAUAAUAAAUAAAAAUAUUCAUUCUUGCCAAAAUGUGGGCGGACACUAUUCUAAUUGUAUUUAUCAGCAUAUGUACGGCGUUAUUAGGCGAAGGGUUGACAUGGUUAAUGGUAUAUAGAACUGAAAAGUAUCAAAAAUUGAAGGCUGAAGUUGAAAAGCAAAGCAAAAAGCUGGAAAAAAGAAAAGAAGCGCAUGGCGAUUCUUUAGACAAACAGCAGAAAAAGAAGAUUGAACGAGAAGAGGAGAGACUAAAGAAUAACAAUCGUGAUCUGUCUCUUGUGAAGAUGAAAUCUAUGUUUGCAAUUGGAUUUGCAUUUACAGCGCUUUUAAGUAUGUUCAAUAAUAUAUUCGAUGGACGAAUUGUUGCCAGAUUACCAUUUGUUCCAAUCAGCUGGAUACAGGGUUUGUCGCACAGAAAUCUUCCGGGUGAUGAUUAUACAGAAUGCUCUUUUAUAUUUUUGUACAUAUUAUGUACCAUGAGUAUCAGACAGAACAUCCAGAAGAUACUUGGCUUUGCGCCAUCCAGAACUGCAAGUAAGCAGAGUGGCAGUAUCUUUGGACCACCACCUCAACAAUUUAAAUGAAUCAUAUUUGAGUAUUCAUAUUUAAGAAGGAAUAAUUAUUGAUGUUUAUAGAGAUUUUUUGUACAUCUUAUUGCUCAAUUUUAGACAUUUACUCUUAUGUCCAAUUAAUCUUUAUAACAUCAAUUUUUUGUUUUGUAUAUUCCACAUUAUGAAUUAUAUUUAAAUAAUGUCUUCAAAUUCUUUUUUUCUUUUCUGAAGACCUAAAUAUAUAUAUAAAUAAAAUGAAAAUAUAAAUAUAUAAUAAUUAUUGUAUUACCUAGAAACACGCAUUACAUACAGAAUGUUCAUAAUUUGUUAAAAAUAUAUUUAAUUUUACUGUUAAAUUUAAUUACAUUUAAAUUUAAUAAUUUAGCAGAGAUAAGAGGGUAAAUUAAAGAUGGAAUAUGAACUUCAGUUUAAUACUUAAUAUAAGAUAUCGAGAGAGAUACAUAUGAUAUAUGAGAAGUUACACGAUUAAGGAUAUUUUGUAGUGCCUUCAUGAAAUUAUUGGGCCAUUUGAAAAAAUAAUUGUGAUGGGUAUAUUUUCAUUAAGCGACGCUUUUAUACAACACGUUAUAUACAAACAUAACAAUCAAUCAUAUACAAAAAGAUAUAAUCAAUAUUAUCUUACAUAGUAAAAAACUUGCAAUAUAAUAUUACAAUGACGGGUUGAAUUAUAAAGAAUCGUAUUAUUCGAUUUUAUACAUCUCUUGGAAAAAUUGGUUCGAAUAAUAUCAGAUUGAUUAUAUAUAGAACUUCUUUCCUAUUUUUAAAGGACAUGUAUACGGCUCCUAUUAAAUACUACCGUUCUUGUCUCUAUUAUUGUGUACCAACUAAGUCUAACAGUCUGUCAUUAUUAGAAUUAUUGUAUUUUAUACAUAUUAUGCAAACAUAUUUACAAGUAUAACCCACACAUGGAAAUUAUUAUGAUAAAAAGUAGUUUAUCCUAUUGAAACUUUUGGUGUUUCAUUAUGCAACGUUAUAUCGAAUAUUAUUUAUUAUCAAUACCCUUUCUAUAUUUCAAAAUUCUAUUGUUUGAAGCACAAAACAAUGAUGAUACCAGACAAUUCAAUUU